Molecule: messenger RNA, 1661 nt
Organism: Chrysemys picta bellii (western painted turtle)
Lineage: Eukaryota; Metazoa; Chordata; Testudines; Emydidae
Source: RefSeq, a predicted model, not a curated record
AGAGCCCUCUACAGGGAUGUCAUGCAGGAGAACUGUGAGAAUGUGACCUCGCUGGGGGCAAGGUGCUGCAGAGUACAGAUUCAGCUCCCGGAUCCUGCAGCAGCGCAGAGGCAUCCGUCUCCUUCCCUGGCUCCCACUCAACUGAGCUGCAGAGCCCUCACUUUAUACAUCCUGUCCAGCCCUGGUACUUCCGAGUUUCCAGUUUCCAAAUUUGAUGUGAUCUCCCAGCUGGAACGAGGAGAAAAGCCAGAUGUCCAGGGCUCAGAUGAAAGAGAGAUCUGGAAGGAUGCCUGUCCAGCAGGUGCUGGGAUGUUGAAUGAGAACAAGGAGCAGAAUCCUCAGCAGCAAGAUGCUGAGCAAGUGGAAGCACAUGCGGGAUUAUCACAAAGAUCCAAAGGGAAUGUGUCCUGGCAUCAUGUGGAGGGAAAAGCCUGUGAGAGUGACCACAGGCCAGAGAGAGAGCAGGGAAACAAGACAGGGGAGAAAAUUAGUAAAUCCAUUAAUUAUCAGGAAACUCAGAAGGAAACCACAGCUCAGAAGAGACUCCUCACAGGAGAGCGAAACAACACAUGCGCUGAGUGUGGGAAAAAUUUCAGUAGCCACUCACACCUUAUAGAACAUCAGAGAAUUCACACAGGGGAGCGACCCUACAAGUGCUGUGAGUGCGGGAAAAGCUUCACUCGGAGUUCAACCCUUCUUAGGCAUGAGAGGGUCCACACAGGAGAGAGACCCUAUCAAUGUUGUGACUGUGGGAAAACCUUCAGUCAGAGUUCAUCCCUUAUUACACAUCAGAGGACCCAUACGGGAGAGAGACCCUACGAAUGCCAUAAGUGCAGGAAAAGCUUUGCUCGGAUCUCAACUCUUGUUAUGCAUCAGAGCACCCACACAGGAGAGAGAUCCUAUGAAUGCUGUGAGUGUGGGAAAACCUUCAGUCAGAGUUCAUCCCUUAUUGCACAUCAGAGGAUCCACACAGGAGAGAGACCCUAUGAAUGCCGAGAGUGUAGGAAAAACUUCAGUAGCCGCUCAGGGCUUUUUGACCAUAAGAGAAUCCACAGAGGGGAGAGACCUUAUGAAUGCUGGGAGUGUGGGAAAACCUUCACUCGGAGCUCACACCUUAUUACACAUCAGAGAAUUCACACAGGAGAGCGCCCAUAUGAAUGCUGUGAGUGUGGGAAAAACUUCUCUCAGAUCUCAGCCCUUAUUAGACAUCAAAGAAUUCACACAGGAGAGAGACCCUAUGGAUGCUGUGAAUGUGGGAAAAACUUCUCUCAGAGCUCAGCCCUUACUGCACAUCAGAGAAUCCACACAGGAGAGAUUCUCUAGAGAUGCUUCUUGUGGGAAAAGCUUCCAUCAGAGCUCAGCCUUUAUUUAUCAUCAGAGAAUCCACAUGGGAGAUAAACACCAUAAAAACCUUAUCUAGAGCUGACCAAAAAUAAAUUUCUUUAAUACUUUUGCUAAUUCCCACAUAGGGGCCUUUCAGGCUGUUUGAAUCAUUUACAUUACCAUGGUCUCUCCAAUCUAUCCAGUGAGCUUCUGGCUUGGGCCUCUUUUUGCCUCUCGAGGUCCCUUCCUUUCCUACAAAUCCAUGACUUUCUGUGGAAGUUAUGUCCAAGUACAAGAUGGUUUGGGAAAUUAUUAAAGUGAUUCCUCUUAUAACAAAA